Messenger RNA from Sceloporus undulatus (fence lizard), 5969 nucleotides. Its product is annotated as protocadherin Fat 4-like. Gene Ontology annotation, cellular component: plasma membrane. Gene Ontology annotation, biological process: homophilic cell-cell adhesion. The record is from RefSeq and is a predicted model, not a curated record. Gene Ontology annotation, molecular function: calcium ion binding. Lineage: Eukaryota; Metazoa; Chordata; Lepidosauria; Squamata; Phrynosomatidae.
AGAAGGUCUAUGGUGAAGGGAUAACAUUUAAAGCAGCCAGACAUUCAGCACUGAGAAGCACAACAUUUUUCUCCAUCAGUAGAGAGUAUUACUGGGUAACAGGUCAUAACUUUUAUAAGUGGGCCAGAAAGUGAAGAGAAUCAGAUUUCUGAGCCAUGGAAGACUGCUUCAGGAGCAAACAAGGUCUGUGUUUAUUAUUGUUCCUUUGUGUGACUGAUGUACUGUGUGUCUCAAUUCAUUAUUCUGUGCCUGAAGAAAAGAAAACUGGGUCUCUGGUGGCUAAUGUUUUGAAAGAUUUGAAAUUGGGGAUUGGGGAGCUCUCUGCUCGCAGAGCCCAGCUAGUAUCCAAAAGCUCCAAGCAGUAUUUCCAUCUUGAUGCCCACUCUGGGGCUCUGCUCAUAAAUGAGAAAAUAGACCGAGAGGCUCUGUGUGGUCAAAGUGAGCUUUGUUUAUUACAAAAUGAAAUAGUGCUUCAAAACCCCUUAGAGUUCUAUACAAUUGAAGUGAAGGUGGAAGAUGUAAAUGACAAUGCUCCCAGAUUUUCCCAAAAUGAUUUUCAGCUGGAAAUUCCUGAGAAUGUUCCCUCAAAUACAAGAUUCCCCUUGGAAUCUGCUCAAGAUGUGGACUUGGGAGAGAACAGCAUCCAGAACUACACCCUGAGUCCCAAUGAGUAUUUCAGGCUUGGAAUAGAAAGCAAGAAAGAUGGAAGAAAAUCCAUUGGACUUAUUCUGGAGAAAUCUCUAGAUAGGGAAAAAGAACCACAUUUGGAGCUGACACUUAUGGCUUUGGAUGGAGGCAUACCUCAGAGAACUGGUACUGUCAAAAUCAAAAUCAAUAUUUUGGAUAAUAAUGAUAACUUCCCUCAAUUUGUUCAGUCUGAAUACAAAGUAAGAAUAAAGGAAAAUAGUCCUCGGGAUACUCUUGUCUGCAAAGUGGAAGCCAGAGAUUUGGAUUUUGGUUCAAAUGCUGAGAUCACCUACUCCUUCCAUCAAGUGCCUGGCAAAAUACUUGAUUUGUUUCAUUUGAAUGAAAUGACUGGAGAAAUCACAGUUAAGGGAGAAACUGAUUAUGAGAAAGAGACCAGUUAUGACAUGAGUAUCAAAGCAACUGAUGGAGGGGGCCUUUCUGGACACUCCAAUGUUCUGGUUGAGGUUGAAGAUGUGAACGACAAUGCCCCAGAAGUUUCAGUCAUAUCCCUUACUGACAUAAUCCAAGAGGAUUCUCCCCUGAACACAGUGGUUGCUAUUUUCAGUAUUACAGAUCGUGACUCUGGGGACAAUGGCAAAACUAUGUGCUCUGUUGAGAUGAACCUUCCGUUUGCAUUAAGAAGCACCAAGAAUAACUACUACCAGCUUAUGAUCCAGAGCCCUCUGGACAGAGAGAGAGUCCCUGAAUAUAAUGUCACCAUCACAGCCACAGAUCAGGGGUCUCCUAGGCUCACCUCAACAAGAAUUAUCCAUGUUCAGAUAUCAGAUGUCAAUGACAACACCCCAGUGUUUGAAAAGACUUUUUUUGAAAUGAGGUUACAAGAAAAUAAUAUUCCUGGACUGCUAAUCGGCUCAGUUCAUGCUGUUGACCUAGACACAGAGCAGAAUGGCAAAGUAAGUUACUCGCUUUUGCCUAGAGAACUCGGUGGUAGCCCUGCAGCGUCUUACAUCUCCAUCAACUCUGAAACUGGAAACAUGUAUGCCCUCCGAUCUCUGGACUAUGAGCAAAUAAAAGAUUUUAAAGUCACAGUGAGGGCUAAAGAUGGUGGUACUCCUCCUCAGAGCUCUGACGUUGUUGUGCGAGUUGUGGUUGCAGAUGAAAAUGACAACGCUCCCUUCUUCCUCUACCCUCUUCAAAAUAACACAUCGCCCUGCAAUGAGCUCCUUCCCAAGAUGGCAGAGGCUGGAUAUCUGGUCACCAAAGUGGUGGCUGUGGAUCGAGAUUCUGGUCAGAACUCUUGGCUUUCCUAUGAACUGCUGAAGGCCACAGACCCUGGUCUUUUCAGCAUAGGAGCCCAGAAUGGAGAGGUGAAAACCAGGAGACCACUGACUGAGCGAGACUCAAGCAAACAGAGGCUGAUUAUUGCUGUCAGAGACAAUGGUGUCCCACCUCAGACCAGCACUGCAACACUCAGUGUACUUCCAGUGGAUGGCUUUUCUGAUCCUUAUCUGAAGGUGGUGGAUGUGCAUCAACAGGAGCAUGAAGAUGAGGGCACCUUGACCAUGUAUUUGGUGGUUUGCCUGGCAUCUGUCUCUUCUGUGUUUCUGCUUUGCAUUAUUUCCUUUGUUGUUAUCAAAUCCUGCAAGAAAGACCCCGGAGGCACUUUUAUUGCUGCCCCUCCUCACUUUCCUCCUUCCAGGCCUGAUAUCCCAGAGAACUGUACAGAUUCCCAGAGUGGGUCACUUUCCAGGAAUUAUCAAUAUGAUGUUUGCUUAACUGGUGGAUCCUUAAGCAGUGAGUUCAGAUUUCUUCGGCCUCUCAUUCCUGUUUUUUCUGUUGCGGACACAAAUAUCCCUGUGAUCCAUAAGACUUCUCCUGGUUCCCAAGACCUCCCAGAUUCCUUGGAAGAUAAUAAAUUGAAGGAAGAGACCAUGGAGGACUGCUUCAGGAGAAAACAAGGUCUGUGGUUUUUACUCUUCCUCUGUGUGAUUGAUGUACUGUGUGUCUCAAUUCAUUAUUCUGUGCCUGAAGAGAAGAAAAGUGGGUCUCUGGUGGCUAACAUUUUGAAGGAUUUGAAAUUGGGGAUUGGGGAGCUCUCUGCUCGCAGAGCCCAGCUAGUGUCCAAAAGCUCCAAGCAGUAUUUCCAUCUUGAUGCCCACUCUGGGGCUCUGCUCAUAAAUGAGAAAAUAGACCGAGAGGCUUUGUGUGGCCAAAGUGAUCUUUGCUUAUUACAGAGCGAAAUUGUGCUCCAAAACCCCUUAGAGUUUUAUACUAUUGAAGUGAAGGUGGAAGAUGUAAAUGACAAUGCUCCCAGAUUUUCUCAAAAUGAUUUUCAACUGAAAAUUCCUGAGAAUGUUUCCCCAAAUACAAGAUUUCCCUUGGAAUCUGCCCAAGAUGUGGACCUGGGAGAAAACAGCAUCCAAAAUUACACCCUGAGUCCCAAUGAGUAUUUCAGGCUUGGAAUAGAAAGCAAGAAGGAUGGCAGAAAAUCUGUGGAUCUUAUUCUGGAGAAAGCGCUAGACAGAGAAAAACAAUCACAUUUUGAGCUGAUACUUAUGGCUUUGGAUGGAGGGCUACCUCAGAGAACAGGAACAAUGCAAGUAAAUAUUAAUAUCUUAGAUAGCAAUGAUAAUUCACCACAGUUUUCUCAAACUGAAUAUGAAGUAAGCUUAAAGGAAAACAGUCCCCAGGAUACUCUGGUCUCCAAAGUGGAAGCCAAAGAUUUGGAUUUUGGUUCAAAUGCUCAGAUCACCUACUCCUUCCAUCGAGUAUCUAAAACAAUAUCUAAUUUGUUCAAUUUGAAUGAAAUGACUGGAGAAAUCACUGUUAAGGGAGAAAUUGAUUAUGAGAAGGAAACCACUUAUGACAUGAGCAUCACAGCAACUGAUGGAGGGGGCCUUUCCGGACACUGCAAUGUUCUGGUAGAGAUUGAGGACGUUAAUGACAAUGCCCCUGAAGUUUCAGUCAUAUCCCUUACUGAUAUAAUCCAAGAGGAUUCUCCCCUGGAUACAGUGGUUGCUCUCUUUAGUAUUACAGAUCGUGACUCUGGGGACAAUGGCAAAACUUUGUGCUCUGUUGAGAUAAACCUUCCCUUCUCAUUAAGAAGCAGCAAGAAUAACUACUACCAGCUAAUGAUCCAGAGCCCUCUGGACAGAGAAAGUCUCUCUGAAUAUAAUGUCACUAUUACAGCCACAGACCAGGGGUCUCCUAGGCUCACAUCAACAAGAAUUAUCCAUGUUCAGAUAUCAGAUGUUAAUGACAACACCCCGGUGUUUGAAAAGCCUUUAUUUGAAAUGAGGUUACAAGAAAAUAAUAUUCCUGGUCUGCUAAUUGGCUCGGUUCAUGCUGCUGACUUAGACGUGGAGCAGAAUGGCAAAGUGACCUACUCGCUUUUAUCUAGGGAGCUUGGUGGUAGCCAUGCAGCCUCUUACAUCUCCAUCAACUCUGAAACUGGAAACAUGUAUGCCCUCCGAUCUCUGGACUAUGAGCAAAUAAAAGAUUUCAAAGUCACAGUGAGGGCUACAGAUGGUGGUACUCCUCCUCUGAGCUCUGACGUUGUUGUGCGAGUUGUGAUCACAGAUGAAAAUGACAAUGCUCCCUUCUUCUUGUAUCCACUUCAGAACAGCACAUCACCCUGCAAUGAGCUGCUGCCCAAGAUGGCUGAGGCUGGAUAUCUGGUCACCAAAGUGGUGGCUGUGGAUCGAGAUUCUGGUCAGAACUCUUGGCUUUCCUAUGAACUUCUGAAGGCCACAGACCCUGGCCUUUUCAGCAUAGAAGCCCAGAAUGGAGAGGUGAAAACCAGGAGACCACUGACUGAACGAGACUCAAACAAACAGAGGCUCAUUAUUGCUGUCAGAGACAAUGGUGUCCCUCCUCAGACCAGCACUGCAACACUCAAUAAUCAGUGUACUCCAGGGAUGGCUUUUCUGUCCUAUCUGAAGGUGGUGGAUGUGCAUCAACAGAGAGCAUGAAGAUGAGAUGAGGGCACCUUGACCAUGUAUUUUGGUGGUUGCUGGCAUCGUCUCUCUGUGUUUCUGCUUUGCAUUACCUUUGUUGUUAUCAAUUCCUGCAAGAAAGCCGGCGGACUGUUUAUGCUGCCCCCUCACUUUCCUCCUUCCAGGCCUGAUAUCAGGAACUGUACAGAUUCCCAGAGUGGGUCACUUUCCAGGAAAUCAAUUGAGUUUUGCUUAAUGGUGUCCUUAAGCAGUGAGUUCAUUUCUUCGCCUCUCAUUCCUGUUUUUUGUUCGGACACACAUAUCCCGUGAUCCAUAAGACUUCUCCUGGUUUCCCAAGACCUCCCCGUCUUGGAAGAUAAUAAAUUGAAGGAACAUGAAAGCACAUCACCCUGCAAUGAGCUCUUCCCGAAGUGGCUGAGGGUGGAUAUCUGGUCACCAAAAAAAAGGGUGCAAGAAAGACCUGGAGGCACGUUUAUUGCUGCACCUCCAGCAUUUAGUUCCUCCUUUCAGGACCUGAGUAUCCCAGAGAACGUGGACCGAUUCUCAGAGUGGAUCACUUUCCAGGAAUUAUCAGUAAUUCCUGUGAAACGACAAGACGUCUUCUGGUUCCCAAGAUCUAUCAGAUUGCUUGGAAAAAGGGGAAAGUCCAAUAAAUCAAAGGAAAGAGACAAUGGUGUCCCUCCUCAGACCAGCACUGCAACACUCAAUAUACUUCCAGUGGAUGGCUUUUCUGAUCCUUAUCUGAAGGUGGUAGAUGUGCGUCAACAGGAGCAUGAAGAGGAGGGCACCUUGACCAUGCCUGAUAUCCCAGAGAACUGUACUGAUUCUCAGAGUGGUUCACUUUCCAGGAAUUAUCAGUAUGAUGUUUGCUUAACUGGUGGAUCUUUAAGCAGCGAAUUCAGAUUUCUCCGACCUCUCAUUCCUGUUUUUUCUGUUGCGGACACAAAUAUCCCUGUGAUCCAUAAAACUUCUCCUGGUUCGCAAGACGUUCCAGAUUCCUUGGAAGACAAUAAAUCAAAGGAACAGAAUUGUUUCAAGGGCCCAAAACUGAUGGGCAAGAAAGAGAGGCUUCUGGCUGCUCUGGAGGUGGAGUGUGCAGAUGACACAUGCCCCCACAGCAGCUGGAGAAUGCAUGGAGAGUAUGCCCAGCCAGAAAAAGUCAACUGUAAAAAGAGUGCAGAAAGUCUACUCUUUGCUGGCAUUCCAUUUGGGAUUGUGGAGAUGUCCUGGUUCCAGACCAGACUGUGCCAAUGCCAUGGUCCCGCAUUAAUCGUGGGCUACUGGGGCUGGAGCGGCCUCAGGCCAUUUCAAGCUGCCAGUCUGCAUGAUCCCAAUAAUGCUGUCUUCUUAUGGUGCAAAAAUUGA